Osmia bicornis bicornis is the source of this 873-nucleotide messenger RNA. RefSeq lists its product as uncharacterized. Lineage: Eukaryota; Metazoa; Arthropoda; Insecta; Hymenoptera; Megachilidae. The record is from RefSeq and is a predicted model, not a curated record. The coding region runs from base 91 to 438 and encodes 115 amino acids. The transcript has 4 exons.
GAGAAGCCGCCUGCAAUCUCAGUCAACCAAGAGACGCCGUCUCGCGUGGAUCAACAGGUGUUGUUACCCGUGCAAAACGCAUUCACCAGCAUGGGAGCCGUGUACGCUUGUUCUCUGGUGGCCAUGUUAUCCGUACUUCUGACGGUGGAAGCUGGCGACUUGAUGCGAAAGAGCAUCGUCUUCGACAAGAACACCCCGGACGUAUUCUACUGUCCUCAACAGAAGCCGACUGGUUUCGAGAAAAUGAUCGUUAAUGCGAAACCGUUGUCCAGGCUUUGCCAAUUCGAGGGUAAACCGAUACCACCCGAUUACAAAAGCGAUUGCUACAACGACGUGGACGAGACCGAAUACGCCUGUAAAGAGAAAUAUAGAAUUAUGAAGCGAUUCAGAAAUAUGGAAGGGGACGUGAAAGCUACGGAUGACUUCGCCAAGAAAUAGAUGAGAAAAUUGUUGCUGCACGGCCGAGCCACGCGUGCAAUUUUGCAAUGAUCAUGCCGGCUCCUCCACUAAUGCUCAAGCUUGCAACCACCAGUCCUAUAAUUAUAAACCAAAUGUUUUUUUUCUGUACACGUUUAGACAAUUAACUGGACAAUUCAUACAUAUGUUUAGCAGUAAAAUCCCAUUUAUUAAAGUCCCUUCAAUAAUGUUUAAAUAAAUGGAAUUCUACUGUAUAGUUUUAAAGAUAAGCGACUCUACGAUUGUAACAGUAUUAGAAUUUUUAUAGAGUUUAUACCUUUUCUAACUUGAGAUUGAACGUCAAGUUUGUAAUUCAAAAUUUACCGGUGCUAUGUAGUUUCCAGGUUUGGUGCCGAAAUUUAUAGAUUAGAUUCUUUUUUUUUUGUAACAAUAUUAAUAAAACUAACAGACAACGGA